This is a messenger RNA of Aaosphaeria arxii CBS 175.79, 1794 nucleotides long. RefSeq lists its product as uncharacterized. Bases 1 to 1794 code for a protein of 597 amino acids. The record is from RefSeq and is a predicted model, not a curated record. The transcript has 2 exons. Lineage: Eukaryota; Fungi; Ascomycota; Dothideomycetes; Pleosporales.
AUGUCAAUGGCACAGCAACCUCAAGGUCCAGCUGGGCCUUAUGCUGUCAAUUCACCCCCGCCUCCACCUCCAUAUUCAACAGUCGGGCCACAACAGCUUCCAACCCCCACACCCCCUCCACAACAACAACAGAAUGCCUUUGCACCUCAGAAUCAAUUGCAACAGAGCGCUUUCCCUCCAGCACAAACUCAAAUUCCUCAGACAUAUCAAGGACAGCAAUCCCAAUUUCCCCAGCCGCAGCAGCAGCCUCAAUAUGUCCAGUCACCCCAGUCAAUCCCCUCACAGCCAUCCGUGUCGCCGCUGUCACCUCCUCUGCAACAAAAUACGCAAUAUCCGCCCAACAUGACUCCCCAGCAACAGCAGCAGGUCGAACAGAUGAUACAGAAUCUACCUCCGGAGAAGUUGAAAAUGCUGCAGCAACAGGCGCAGCAGUUGAUGCCUCAACAGCAGCAGUAUCCUCAGCAGCAGCAACAGCAACAACAGCAGCAACCCGGCAUGAUCCAACAGUCUCCGAUGCAGCCCAACGUGCAACAGCCGUUCUCUCCCCAGCAGCAGCAACAACAGCCUCUGUCGUACACCACCACUGCUCCAACAGGUCUCUUCAAACGAAAGGACUCGGCAAGCAGUCAAUCGGGCCCCCAAGACGAGAGAAAAUCAGGGACGGUGCAACGGUUCCUGGGAGAUACAUUGUUCGGACGGGUAGCCCGGGCGUCCGUCCAGACCGCAACAUCCGCCAUGAAGAUGCCAGCCUCGCUAUCCCCAUGGGGAGACAACAACCCCGUCACCCUGCCCAACGUACGCUACAGAGACGCUGUGCUCUUCACCACCUUCGCCUUCGUCGGAACCCCACUGGUGGAGGGCGUCAGCGACGGCGUGACGGGAAUCUUCGGUGCAGAAAGCUUCGUAUCGGAACUGGUAAACUCGACUGCGGGGGCACUCCUCGUCUCGACGGCACUCAAGUACUCCUUCUUCCAGAUCGUCGAGCAGGCCAUCGACAAGGGGGCGAUCGAGCACAUGCUGCCGGAGGAGGAGAAGAUGCUCGAGACCACCAACGUCAAGAGCCUGCAGGUCGGCAUCAAGCACAAGCUCAUGGGCGUGGACGCCGACCUCAGGUUCGCAGGCAUCUACCCGACGAGGGACUCCCAAGGCUGCGAGAAGGGAUGGUUCUGUCCUUAUCUGUUCGCCAGCGCGAGGACGCCUCAGAUUCCCAGGGCCAAUGACUUCGCCAUAUGCCAGUUCUUCGGCCCCUUCUUGGGUGGCGACUACGCCCUCUCCCACCACCUCCUCUCCUCCUCCGCCAACACCCUCUCCCUCUGCGACCCGAACCCCACCACCGACAUCGGCACGAACCGCAUGGUAAUUCUCUUCACGGGCAUCUCCCCCUACCGAGCGAACAUGUGGUCGACGUCUCGCCGGCCCGGGUGCGGCACAAUCGUGUUCCACGUCUUCGACGGGUGUCCCGCGCUCGUGAUCCCCGUGACGGCGCGCGCCCCCAUCUGCGCCUGGUCCCCCUGGACGUACGCCCAGAUGCGCGUCUCGCAGUUCGCGACGGGCCCGCAGCCCGCCGGCAUGGGCAGCUACAGCGCGGAGUGGCAGCACGAGCAGAUUUGUGAGUGGCUUGAUACUAUCAUCAGCGUGCAGCAUGUCAAUCCUGCCGUGAGGGAUAAGUAUGUGGCGGUUUUGGGCAGGUGCGUCAGUCUGAUUAUCAAUGGCGCGUUGGCGUUGGAGAGGUGUCAGCCUUUGCUGGGGAAGAUGGAUCCGGAGAGGGCGGGGAUCGUCAUGUUUAGGUAUUGA